Messenger RNA from Cervus elaphus (red deer), 528 nucleotides. Its product is annotated as 60S ribosomal protein L29-like. Lineage: Eukaryota; Metazoa; Chordata; Mammalia; Artiodactyla; Cervidae. Gene Ontology annotation, molecular function: structural constituent of ribosome. The coding region runs from base 36 to 443 and encodes 135 amino acids. The record is from RefSeq and is a predicted model, not a curated record. Gene Ontology annotation, cellular component: ribosome; cytosolic large ribosomal subunit. The transcript has a single exon. Gene Ontology annotation, biological process: cytoplasmic translation.
CACGCGCUUCGGCAUCUGCGGGCCCUGGUGCAGACAUGGCCAAGUCCAAGAACCACACCACGCACAACCAGUCCCGAAAAUGGCAUAGAAACAGCAUCAAGAAACCCCGAUCACAACGAUAUGAAUCUCUUAAGGGGGUAGACCCCAAGUUCCUGAGGAACAUGCGCUUUGCCAAGAAGCACAACAAGAAGGGCCUGAAGAAGAUGCAGGCCAACAAUGCCAAGGCCAUGAGAGCAUGUGCUGAGGCUGUCAAGGCCCUCGUGAAGCCCAAGGAGGUCAAGCCCACGAUGCCAACAGGCGGCAGCCGCAAGCUCAGCCGACUUGCCUACAUUGCUCACCCCAAGCUCGGGAAACGUGCUUGUGCUCGCAUCACCAAGGGUCUCAGGUUCUGCCGGCCAAAGUCCCUCACAUCUGCCAGUGUGAGGACAGAAGGACUGGUGUGACCCCCUGGGCUGCUGUCUGCGUGGGGCUGGUGUCCUCCUGUGCUAUUUGUACAAAUAAAUCUGAGACAGGAAAAAAAAAAAAAAA